Prinia subflava (tawny-flanked prinia) is the source of this 3683-nucleotide messenger RNA. RefSeq names its product coiled-coil domain containing 158 (gene CCDC158). The record is from RefSeq and is a predicted model, not a curated record. Lineage: Eukaryota; Metazoa; Chordata; Aves; Passeriformes; Cisticolidae.
GGGAAAGGGAUAUGGCAUAAAGAGGUGCUAAUGUCACUUGGCAGUGAAGGUGGCAACCUUUUACACUGGUCCCACCUCGAGACUGGGUUUACUGCUGGGAUUUACCACAUUUCCACAGCUCAAGGUGGAACCAAAAGGGAGGAAAUUGCACUUUAGAAUCUGCUGCUCAGACUGCCUUUUCUUCAGGGGUUUGCGGUGUCAUCUGUUUACAAUAGGUGGAGGAAGAGCUGCAGUCACUGACAAAAGAUUCACAGAUCCAAAGAGAGCUUCUGCUUCAACAGCAUCAAAUGAGGUACCAACUCUCUGGUUUUUUAUUCAUAAAGCAUAACCAGACAUUUUCGCAUGUUCCACAGAGAACUCCUUUGUGAUGAUGAUGGUAUUUUGGGGUGGAGUGACUAGAGGGUAGCAAGCAAUGUUUUUGAGGACUUCAGUAAUCGUUCUAUCAAGAUAUUUAUUUGCUCAUGACUUUCUGCUGCUUUUUCCUUCCAUGCUGACAAUCUCCUGGUUUAUUUACUGCCACAAAAAUUCUAUUUUGGAAGACUCUCUGCACCUUACUUUUCUAAAUGUCACCUAAGUGGACAUGUGGAAUUUGUUGGGACACCAGUUCACCAUUAAAAGAAAAGACUGAAACUAAUUUGGGUGGUUAAAUCAGCUUUUUCUUGGUGGUUUCCCUAAGAGUUUUGUCCCUUCUUGUUUGAGGGGUCCUAAUUUUUACCUGGCAAUCCACUUGAGUUAUACAGUAACCCCUUCAAAGCAAAACUAUUCAUAGCUUGAUACUGAAUAACAGAACAUCGAAAUUACUACACUUCCGACAAGUGAAACAAGUUACUAUUUGCCGAGAUGAAAUUAUAGCCAAUGUUUUCUUUUGGGAGGAUUGAGCAGCUAAGAAAUCAGCGUGAGCACGAGGUGGCAGCACUGCCUCAUAAAGCUGGCAGUGCCUGCAGCUUGCGAGCAGCAUCCGAAGCCUGGCGGAGACAGAUCAUUAAGUCUGGGUUUUGAUGAUAGUGUAGAAAAUAUUAAUAACUUUAAUUUGAGAGAAAGCUUAUGCUGCCUCCUACACUCCACUCUCUGCCCUAUUCUUUUGGUUUCUCAGUGCUUUUGUUUAAUCGAAGCACUGGUUGCACAAACUGUGAACUGAAAAGGGGAAAAACCAGAAACCCCACAAAACUGGGCGAUAUAGAGGAGAGGCAAAACAUCCGUGUGUUAGGCGGGCUGAGAAUGAGGAGGCUGGGGCUGCUUCUCCUUUGAUGGUUCUUACAGUUUCUAAUUUCUCCACCCCAAAAUUCCCAUGGAGAACAAGCAGGAACCACAAAUUUGGUACAUCCACAUCAAGUCUGUCACCUGGAAUCCACAGUUUAUCUGCUCUGUUCCCAUUAGGAGAAGUGAAGAGGAUCCAUGAAAACAAAGUCAAAGAUCUUGAGAAGCAGUUGCACCUAGCUCAUUCUGAGACAGCAGAAGCUUGGACAGACCAGGCACAACAUGGCCAAGAAUUUGGAAAUCAGAAUGAUCAGAUUCAUCAAUUUUUGACUGAACUCCAUAAAAAAGAGAUAAAACUAAGCCUAGAAAAAGAGUGGAACAAGCAAUUUUGGGAUCAGAACAGAGAAAGCAUCACCAUGGAGCAGCUCAGGAGGCAGCUGGACAACAGAAACAUGCAGCUGCAGAGCAUGGAAAAGGCACUGAAGGAAAUGAGGAUGGAGUGUCGCAGACAAAUGGAGUGCCAGAUGGCUGCAAUUGAGGAAAAAAAGGAAAGCAUUGGAAGAAUCUCCUCUUUGCCUGUGCAGCUGGAGAUGACCAAGGAAGCGCUGCAUGAAGUCACGGAGGAUCUGGCAGCCAAGCAGAGGGAUUUGGAGGCUGCUGAGCAAACAGGCUCAGAUGUGGUGGCCUGUCUGCAGGAGAAGAAAGCCCUUGGGGCUACCAGCCAGGAAAUCAGGGAGCAACAUUCCCAGCUUGGCAGCAGGAUGCAGGAGCUCCAGCAUGUGAAGAGUGAAGAGGGCUGCUCACACAAGGGGCAGUUGGAGUGUGAGGCGCUGAAACUGCGUGUGUUGGAGAAGGAAAGGGUCUUAGAGAUCUUCCAAAAGCAGAUUGAUAACAUGACCCAGAUCAUGGGCCAGCACGGCCAGACUGCUGGAGCAAUGGAGAAAUCCCAGCUGGAAAAAGAAAUAAUUGACUGGAAACUCAAAACAGAAGAGCUCAAGAGUGCAAAGGAUGAGAGAGAAUCCAGAAUAUGUAAAAUGGAGGCCAGGCUGAGCGAGCUGGAGCUGGAAAAGGUUCAGCUGGUUAGCACAUGCACCAAGAGGCUCCAGGCACUGAAUGAUGCAAAACUGGAAAAAGACACCCUGCAGGAACUCCAGGCUGGCUAGAGGGAGCUAGCUGGCCUUGCAGAGGCUUUUGAAGAGGAAUUGUCAGGGUGAAUCAAGGAAAUGGAAAAUACUACAAAUGAAAGACUGAAAAUGCAGUUGAAUUUAGCCCAAACUGAACUGAAACAGGCCAGGACUACUCUAAAUAUGGAGGGAUUUGAUGACAAUGCUCUCGAAGCUGCAGCAAGAAUGAAGAAGCAGAUCACAGCCAAGAGAGGACAGACAGAUCCACUACAGAGCAAGAUUAAAUUCUUGGAAGAGCAAUGGCAAACGCAGCUAAGGCAUCCCUGCAGUUUGCAGAGCGCCAGUGCAUCAUCCAUGCCAGGAGCGUAAGCGAUGCGCUGCAGGCUGCAGCACAGCCUGGCUGUGAGAGUGAGUGCCUUCCUGAGAAGUGUGGGCCUAACCUCAGGUUCAUUUGCCUGGGGGCCUGAGCUUAAAUUCAACCCUCUUUAGUGCAAACAACUCUCAGAAGUCUGUGUUCUGAAACCCUUUUCCAUGUGGAAUUCCUCAGUGCUGCACAUGUCCAUAAGUCCAGGUUUUUGAAGUACUAUUUACAGUAAGGACAACAAAAUAAUAGAUGGUGUCUAAUCCCUAUCUUUACUGUUGAGAUGGAUAGAGGAUGUUUUUGACUUUUGAGGCCACUGCUCUAAAUGAAUGGUACCUUGGGAACAGAAGUUUUAUCAUAAGAAAUUUUCAGUAAUUUUAGUGACCCACCCCAGUUGUUCGCUUUGAAAGAGGAACAAAGCGCUAUAUUCAAAAUAUAACUAUACAUAAGCAAUACAAGAAGUGCUUCAGAGGAGAAAUGACCAAGGUGGGGAAUGUUUACUGUUUUUCCUCAGGAGCUGCAGGGCCCAGGCUACUCCUCAGCUUCUGCUUGAGGGAAGCUGCAGGACAUGGUGCCUCUGUCCCUCCUGCACUCUGCUGUCCGGCCACAUGCCCAGCUCUGCCCCUCAGGUGAGUGCCUCCUCCACAUGGGACACCAGCACAUCCCAAACAGCAAAAAUAAUGUGCAGUUUCUACAGGGGAGAGCAUCUGCUCGGAGCGUCCAAAAGCAAAUUCCUAACACCAAAGAUGAAAUCAUUUCUGUAGCUUCACAUGUGCUGUGUCCUUUCAGAUUUUUUUUUUUGGUGUGUGUAAAAAAACAAUGGGACAACUAAAAAAUCCUAUGGAUUGUGCUAAGAGUUUAUUUUACCUCUACUACAAAUAACAUUUAUGAAGUAUUAAGUUUGAAGGUACUGAUCUAUAAGUGGUUUGGUUUUCACUUUUUUUAUUUUUUUGCUGUAAAUCACAUUUGACAAUAAAAAUAGAUUUGUACAUAGUUCUUGA